AUGGCCGACAAACUUACCCGUGUCGCUAUCGUCAGUAGCGACAAGGUGACCCCUGAAUCUCGCAUCGCCUUCAUCUCAGAACAGCUAUGCAUUGGUUGUGGUAUCUGCCCGAAGCGUUGCCCAUUUGGCGCUAUUACUAUCAUCAACUUGCCCACGAACCUCGAGAGUCAAAUUACCCACCGUUAUGCCGCCAACAGCUUCAAGCUCCACCGCCUUCCCAUGCCGCGGCCUGGCAACGUCUUGGGUUUGGUGGGAACCAACGGUAUUGGCAAAAGUACUGCUCUGAAGAUUUUGAGCGGCAAGCUCAAGCCUAACCUCGGCAGGUUUGACAACCCGCCUGAUUGGGAGGAUGUCAUCAAGUACUUCCGUGGCUCGGAGCUCCAGAACUACUUUACCAAGCUGCUCGAAGAUGACUUGAAGGCGGUUGUCAAGCCGCAGUACGUCGACCAGAUUCCCAGGGCCAUCCGCGGCCCCGACAAGAGCGUCAAAACUCUGAUUGAGAGCCGCCUGUCCUUGGAUAACUUGGAUCAGGUUCUUGACACCCUCGAGCUUCGCCACAUUUAUGACCGUGACGUGACGUUGCUUUCUGGUGGUGAACUGCAGCGAUUUGCUAUCGGUACCGUUUGCGUGCAAAACGCCGACGUCUAUAUGUUCGACGAGCCGUCGUCAUAUCUUGAUGUCAAGCAGAGGUUGAGCGCUGCUCGCAUCAUUCGAUCUCUCCUGCGGGCUAAUGACUAUGUCAUCGUCGUCGAGCACGAUUUGUCCGUGUUGGACUAUCUCUCGGACUACGUGUGUGUCCUUUACGGCCAGCCCGCGGUCUAUGGUGUCGUCACGCUUCCCUACUCUGUUCGGGAAGGCAUCAACAUUUUCCUGGACGGCCAUAUUCCGACCGAGAACUUGCGCUUCCGCGAAGAAAGCUUGACAUUCCGCAUUGCGGAAAGCGGCGAGGAAUUCAUUGCGGAGAAGUCGCGAGCUUUCCGCUACCCGGCCAUGGAGAAGACGCUGGGUAAUUUCAAGCUGAGCAUCGAAUCCGGCGCCUUUUCUGACUCUGAGAUCAUCGUCAUGAUGGGCGAGAACGGGACUGGAAAGACCACAUUCUGCCGCAUGUUGGCUGGUGCUCUCAAGCCCGAUGGCAACCAGAAGGUUCCCGAAAUGAAGAUUAGCAUGAAGCCGCAGACCAUCACGCCCAAGUUCGAGGGUACCGUCCGGCAGCUGUUCUUCAAGAAGAUCAAGGCCGCCUUUUUGUCUCCCCAGUUCCAGACCGAUGUUGUCAAGCCUCUCAAGCUUGACGACUUCAUUGAUCAAGAAGUCAAGAACCUGUCCGGUGGUGAAUUGCAAAGAGUUGCCAUUGUCUUGGCCCUCGGCAUGCCUGCCGAUAUUUACCUCAUCGACGAACCGUCUGCGUACCUCGAUUCCGAACAACGUAUCGUUGCCAGCCGUGUGAUCAAGCGCUUUAUCAUGCACGCGAAGAAGACGGCCUUCAUCGUCGAACACGAUUUCAUCAUGGCUACCUAUCUCGCCGACCGCGUCAUCGUCUUCGAUGGCCAGCCGGGCAUUGAUGCGCAUGCCAACAAGCCCGAGUCUCUGCUCACCGGCUGCAACACGUUCUUGAAGAACCUUGACGUCACCUUCCGCCGGGAUCCCACCAACUUCCGUCCUCGUAUCAACAAGGCGAACUCCCAGCUUGACCAGGAACAGAAGCUCAACGGCAACUACAGGACGUCGAGAAGAGCUCUUGAAAAGGGCAUCCCCAAGAACAAGCACAACAAACACAACCGCCGCCCCUCUCGCGGCGAUGCAUCUGAUUCUGGCGUUCUAGGCGUUCAAAAGGUUGGCGGAUGCAAAAGUCGGCCCGGCGGCGCCCAGGGAAAUCCGGACGGUGCAUCAGACGAGGCGGGCAUGUCGGAGGACGACGAUCCGGACAUCUUCUAA
This is a messenger RNA of Dichotomopilus funicola, 1932 nucleotides long. RefSeq lists its product as uncharacterized. Gene Ontology annotation, biological process: translational termination; ribosomal subunit export from nucleus; translational initiation. The transcript has 10 exons. NCBI's taxonomy places the organism in Eukaryota, Fungi, Ascomycota, Sordariomycetes, Sordariales, Chaetomiaceae. Bases 1 to 1932 code for a protein of 643 amino acids. Gene Ontology annotation, molecular function: ATP hydrolysis activity; iron ion binding; ATP binding. The record is from RefSeq and is a predicted model, not a curated record.